This is a messenger RNA of Psylliodes chrysocephalus, 2179 nucleotides long. Lineage: Eukaryota; Metazoa; Arthropoda; Insecta; Coleoptera; Chrysomelidae. The record is from the annotation of a GenBank genome assembly.
UUGUAUGUUAAUAAUAUAAUUUUUCCAAAUUUCGAUCUACGUCCUCGUCGUACAGUUAUAUGCGAGCGGUUAUCACAAUAACUGAUUUUCGUAUUAAUUUUGAUCGGAGCAAAAAUGUUGUCUACCAGAAAACAUCGUAGUGAUAAGAAAAAGGUGAGUAGAACUUCUGUUCCAUUUCCUUUGGCAAGUUACGAAACCGUCUUUCCUGAGUCAAUUCAACACCCCGAGAGAUUUUGGGCCAAAGUAGCCCAAUGUAUAUCAUGGAGCAAACCUUGGAAGAGAAUAUUGGAUAAUACAUAUGAACCUUUCACAAAAUGGUUUGUUGGAGGUGAGUUAAACGCCUGCUACAAUGCCGUUGAUCGUCAUGUAGAAGCUGGAAGAGGGGGGAAAGUUGCACUUGUCUACGAUUCCCCUCUUUUAGGCAUCGUUAGAAGAAUCACAUAUUUUGAACUACAGGAAAAAGUUUCCAAAUUAGCAGGUCUUCUACAACGAUUAGGUGUAAGCAAAGGAGAUAAAGUCAUUAUAUACAUGCCUCUAAUCCCAGAAACAAUAAUGGCGAUGUUGGCUGUUGCUAGAAUAGGAGCUGUCCAUUCUGUUGUAUUUGGAGGUUUUGCUGCUAGUGAAUUAUGUCAGAGGAUCCAGCAUGCUGAACCAAAAGUUAUUAUAGCAGCAAGCUGUGGCAUAGAACCAAGUAGAGUUGUAAAUUAUAUUACGGAAUUAAACGAAGCCAUAGCCCUAUCACUCCACAAACCAUCCAAAUGUAUAAUUUUUCAAAGAAAGGGCGUUGACAUUGCUGAACUGGAUCCAGAACGGGACAUGGACUGGGAGGAAUCGAUUAAAAAUUCAGAAAGUGCCCCGUGUAUUCCUGUAGAUGCCAAUGACCCCUUGUAUAUACUCUACACUUCUGGAACCACAGGUGAACCUAAAGGUAUCACUAGACCAAUUGGUGGAUAUUUAUGUGCCCUGAUUUAUAAUCUUAAGACUUUAUACGGACUGAGCCCUGACGAUGUUUGGUGGGCAACGAGCGAUUUCGGAUGGGUAGUUGGACAUUCGUUUAUGUGCUACGGACCACUGUGUUACGGAAUGACCACGAUAGUAUACGAGGGUAAACCGACGACUACACCCGAUCCUAGUUCAUACUACAGAAUAAUAAGCGAUUACAAGGUCAACGGCAUCUUCACGGUACCAACAGCGAUGAGAUUACUCAAACAAACAGAUCCCGAGGGAAAAUAUGGAUCGGAGUACGACCUGUCCAGUUUGAGACAAAUGUGGUUGGCGGGAGAACACUUGGAUUUCAGUACGAAAUUGUGGACGGAAAGAAUGUUUGGAGUACCCGUUAUAAAUCAUUGGUGGCAAACGGAAACUGGAUCUGCUAUUUCUGGAAUGUGCGCGGGCUUGAAAAAUCCCUGUAGCGAUACUGAUCUGACGGUCGGGCUUCCUUUCCCUGGAUAUAACGUGAAAGUCUUAAGGAAAGAUGGAACUGAUGCUGAUGUCAACGAACUGGGAAGAAUAGCCAUCAAACUACCUCUGCCUCCAGGAACCCUAGGAACCCUUUACAAGGCAGAAGAACGAUUUGUAAAAACUUAUUUUGCAAAGUUUUCGGGUUACUACGACACCAUGGACGCAGGAUAUGUAGACAAAGACGGUUUGAUCUACGUAACAGCACGUGCUGAUGAUGUAAUAAAUGUGGCAGGACAUAGAUUAUCAACUUUGGCACUUGAAAACAUAGUACUGUCCCAUCCUGAAGUAUCAAUGGCUUGCGUAAUUUCCGUACCUGAUGAUAUCAAGAGCGAGGUUCCAUUAUGUCUGUUUGUUAUGAAAGACGAUUCGGAGCUAAGUGAGUACAUCGUAGCCAAGGAUCUGGUGAAUAUGGUCCGAGACAAUAUGGGACCAGUUGCAGCCUUCAGAAUCGCAAUAGCUGUUAGAGGAUUGCCAUUAACGAGAUCUGGGAAAAUUUGUCGAAAAUCUAUAGCAGAUCUUGCAAGGAACAAAUUGAAAAAAAUUUCCGGAACUGUAGUCGAUCCAACUGUUUACAAAGACAUCGAAGAAGCCCUAAAAAAAUACGGAUUCUGCAAUGGGGUAGAUUAAACCAACCAAUAUCAUAGUUAUAAUAAAUUAAAUUAAUUAAACUUCGAAGUAUUACAUUUUUCGCAAUAAAUUAGAAUCCAUUUUCUAGCUG